Lepidothrix coronata (blue-crowned manakin) is the source of this 786-nucleotide messenger RNA. It is a transcript of the gene FBXO36, whose product is annotated as F-box protein 36. Gene Ontology annotation, molecular function: protein binding. The record is from RefSeq and is a predicted model, not a curated record. The transcript is spliced from 6 exons. NCBI's taxonomy places the organism in Eukaryota, Metazoa, Chordata, Aves, Passeriformes, Pipridae.
AUGAAGGAAGCAGUAUUUAUCUCAUGGUACUUGAUACUCAUUUCUUCUGCUUUUUUUCUUUUUCUUCUUCCACAGUUGUGGUCACUUAGGAGUGAAUUUCAUCAAUUAAGACCUGGAGAAAUUAAAGAAUCCCAGGAGGAUUUUUUGAUGAUUCAUCUCUUCAUAGGAGAUGAUAAUAAAAAUUACAAAUUUGUGGUGCCCAUUUGUUUUUAUGGCCACCUGGAUUCCCAAUCUGAUUUAACACAAGUAACCACAAAUGCUGCAGGCUUUUACAAGUCUGUUGUCACUUGGGUUUGGUUUCAUUUUUUUUCCCUGUACUGUUUGGUGCCAAAGUUCUGGAAUCUGUGGCGAGAUAAGUAUGACUUCCUGGAACGGCUUCCUGUCCCAUUGCUCCUGUACAUCAUUUCCUUUCUGGAGCUUGAAGAUAUUGCCAGACUUUCUCAAGUUUUCACACAGGGCGGGACUCGUUUCGGUUGUUUCGGGACGAGCCUCUUCCAGAAUUCCCGGUGCUGCGGGGACGUUCCACCGCCAGAGGGCGCCGGGCCCCCGGGGCACGGCCGGAGUCACCGGGAACGGGGAAGAUCCGCGGGAACGGCGGGAACGUACAACUACCUAUGUGACAGUGUGCUAUGGGAAACUAUUGUGGAGAACUUGUGUGACACAAUCACACCUGAAAUGAAGGAGCUGGCACAGGAAGUGGGCUGGAAACCAUUCUCUGCACACAGAUGUCCACUGCAGCUGCAGCUCUGAAGGAGAAGGCAGAAACAAGAUGUUCAGAACAAAUAA